Mercurialis annua (annual mercury) is the source of this 2772-nucleotide messenger RNA. RefSeq names its product oligopeptide transporter 1. Gene Ontology annotation, molecular function: oligopeptide transmembrane transporter activity. Gene Ontology annotation, biological process: transmembrane transport. The record is from RefSeq and is a predicted model, not a curated record. The transcript is spliced from 7 exons. The coding region runs from base 315 to 2588 and encodes 757 amino acids. Lineage: Eukaryota; Viridiplantae; Streptophyta; Magnoliopsida; Malpighiales; Euphorbiaceae.
AAAAAAAACUUUCCAAAUUAAAUUGAAUCUUAUGAAUUACUAUUACAUAGAAAUUCAAUAUAAAGAAUCUCUAUCUUGAUAAUGUGUCUCUAUUUAUAGUAAUAAUAAUUUGACAAAGCAUGUAGACAAUAUGUCAUUCAAGAUACAUUUUUGUUUACAUUGAAUCUUAUAAGUUUAUGACGUUUAAAGAACAGUUGGUUUCCAUUGAAACAUUGCUGUAAAUAACUGAAUGACAGGUUCUUGAAAGUGAAAUCUGAGUUCAAGAAAAUAAUAAGAUAAAGAAGAAGACGGAGGAGAAAGAAAGAAGGAGAUAAAUGGCGAGUUCGAAAGGGGAUUCGGGUCCUCAGUCGAGGUUUCCGGAUAAGAAUCAAUCUCACAUCGAAACAAAAGUGGUAGAUGAUGAAGAAGUGAACGACAGUCCAAUAGAGCAAGUAAGGCUGACAGUUCCGAUCACCGAUGAUCCAACGCAACCCGUAUUAACAUUCCGAACAUGGUUGCUCGGGGUGAUAUCGUGUGUUCUUCUAGCAUUCGUGAACCAAUUCUUCUCAUACCGAACCAAUCAGCUCGUUGUCACGGCAGUUUCAGCACAAAUUGUGGUUCUUCCGCUAGGAAAGAUGAUGGCUGCAAUUCUACCAGAAAAAGAAGUGAAAUUUCCGUUCACGAAAUGGUCGUUUUCGUUGAAUCCGGGGCCGUUUAAUGUGAAAGAACAUACGUUGAUUACUAUAUUUGCAAACUGUGGAUAUAACGGUGUUUAUGCUGUUCAUAUUCUUACUGCUGUCAAGGCCUUUUAUAAGAGGCCUCUGAAUCCUCUUGCUGCUAUGAUACUCGUGCAAACUACUCAGUUGCUUGGUUAUGGAUGGGCUGGAAUGUUCAGAAAAAUCCUGGUUGAUUCCCCGUUCAUGUGGUGGCCUCAAAACCUGGUGCAAGUUUCUCUAUUCAGAGCAUUACAUGAAAAAGAAAAGCGACCAAGAAACGGACUGAGUCGAAUCCAAUUCUUCACAAUGGUAUUCAUCGGAAGUUUCGCUUACUACAUUAUCCCUGGUUACCUUUUCCCUUCCAUUUCCGCCUUUUCCUUCGUCUGCUGGAUAUGGACAGACUCUGUCUUCGCUCAGCAGCUCGGUUCGGGGUUAAACGGCCUCGGAAUCGGCUCCUUCGGCCUCGACUGGUCCACCGUUAGUAGCUUCUUGCUCAGUCCUUUAGCCGUACCGUUCUUCGCCAUUGCAAACACUAUGGCCGGGUUUAUAAUCUUUUUGUACAUUUUGGUCCCUAUUGCUUACUGGACUAAUGCUUUUAAUGCCACGAAAUACCCAAUUAUUUCGUCUCACACGUUCGAUUUUGACGGUCGACCGUACAACAUUUCGAGAAUUCUGAACGAGAAAAAUUUCGAUAUUAAUUUGACGGAGUAUAACGAUUACAGCAAGCUUUAUCUGAGUGUUCUGUUUGCGUUUGCGUAUGGAUUAAGUUUUGCUUCUCUCAUGGCUACUCUUUCUCAUGUUGCUCUCUUUGAUGGAAAGAAUAUAUGGAAAAUGUGGAUGAAGACAAAGGGAGCAAUCCAAGACCAGUUUACAGAUGUUCAUACAAGACUUAUGAAGAAGAACUAUGAACAAGUUCCAGAGUGGUGGUUUUUGUCUAUUGCCAUUAUAUCCUUGGGUUUAUCCCUUCUUGCAGUUGAAGGUUUUAAUAAAGCAUUGCAGCUUCCAUGGUGGGGACUUAUUCUUGCUUGUGCUAUUUCAUUUUUCUUCACUCUACCCAUCGGAAUUAUUCAGGCCACCACCAAUGUGCAAAUGGGGCUAAAUGUGAUAACAGAGUUGAUAAUUGGAUAUAUGUAUCCUGGUAAACCUCUUGCAAAUGUGGCUUUUAAGACCUAUGGAUACAUUAGCAUGACUCAAGCACUCAUGUUUGUUCAAGACUUCAAAUUAGGCCACUACAUGAAAAUCCCACCUAAAGCCAUGUUCUUUGUUCAGUUAGCUGGAACAAUAAUAGCUUCAUCAGUCUGCUUCGGAACAGCAUGGUGGCUUCUAACAAAUGUCGAAAACAUCUGUAUUCCCGACAUGUUACCCGAAGGUAGUCCAUGGACAUGUCCCGGGGACGACGUUUUCUACAACGCAUCAAUCAUAUGGGGAGUCAUCGGCCCUAUGAGAAUGUUUGGAAAACUAGGUGUCUACACAAAGAUGAACUGGUUCUUCUUGAUAGGAUUAGUAGCCCCAGUUCCGGCCUGGCUACUUGCGCGAAAAUAUCCGAAUAACAAAUUUAUCAAGAACAUUCACGUGCCGGUUCUGAUACAGUCGAUCUCAGGUAUGCCGCCCGCGAAAGCUGUGCAUUAUUGGACUUGGGGAGUUGUCGGAACUUUUUUCAAUUACUAUAUUUAUAACAGAAGCAAGGGGUGGUGGGCUAAGCAUAACUAUAUUCUGUCGGCUGGUCUUGAUGCUGGCGUUGGAUUUAUGGGCAUUAUUAUUUUCUUUGCUCUGCAAAACUAUAACAUUUAUGGUCCCGAUUGGUGGGGUUUGCAGAGCAGCGAUCAUUGUCCGUUGGCUAAAUGUCCGACUUAUCCCGGGGUUGUCGCCGAGGGAUGUCCGGUUGUUCAGUGAUAUUGAAGGUAGCGAUUUAGAUUUAUGCAUGAAAUUUGUAACUCCAGAAUGUUUUUUAACUUAUGUUUCAAUUUGAUUUGGUGUUAUAUAUUUGAAGUAGAAUGUAGUUAGACUUGAAUUCUUUUUCAUUUAAGCUAUGUAUUGGAUUGUAAUAAUUAAGAAGCAAUGUCAUAACGUUCAAUAA